UCUGCAAACUCCUUCCUUCCUUACCUUGUUAGUCCUGCUUUCUUGUCAUUAUAAUUGUAUAAUUAUUGCAAAUUGUUUGUGAGAAUUUAAUAGGAAUGGCGAAUGCUCCGGUGAAAAUAAUUAUUCCAUGCUGCACUUUGAUGUCUAAAUCCAAUAAUGUUCUCCUCGUAACAAAUGUCAGCAAACGAUGUUUAAGCUCAUGGUGGUCUCAAGUGGAGAUGGGUCCUCCGGACGCCAUCUUGGGGGUCACAGAGGCGUACAAACGCGACACAAACCCCAAGAAAAUCAACCUCGGUGUCGGUGCGUACAGAGAUGACAACGGCAAACCCUACGUGCUGCCUAGUGUUCUCAAGGCUGAGCAGAAGAUAAAAGAGAAGAACAUGGACCACGAGUAUGCUCCAAUUUCUGGUUCUGCUGACUUCUGCAACUUGAGCAUUAAACUUGCUCUCGGGGAUGACAGCACGCACGUUAAGGAAGGCCUGAAUGCGACUGUGCAGGGAAUUUCAGGCACAGGAUCUCUAAGGAUAGGCGGAGCUUUCCUGGCAAAGUUUUUCCCAUACAACAAGGAACUUUAUUUGCCAACCCCCUCCUGGGGCAAUCACAACCCUAUCUUCCUACACUCUGGCCUCAAAGUGAACAAAUACCGCUACUACGACCCCAACACCUGUGGGUUUGACUUUAAAGGUGCCCUGGAAGACAUUAAUAAAAUCCCAGAGCAGUCGAUCAUCCUGCUGCAUGCUUGCGCACACAACCCAACGGGGGUCGAUCCUCGUCCUGAACAGUGGCAGGAACUGUCACAGGUCAUCAAGAAGCGAAAACUCUUUCCUUUCUUCGACAUGGCCUACCAGGGCUUUGCCUCAGGAGAUGUAGUCAAAGACGCUUUUGCAGUCAGAUUAUUCCUGAAAGAGGGUCACCAAAUUGCUCUUGCUCAAUCUUUUGCAAAGAAUAUGGGUCUUUAUGGUGAGAGAGCUGGUGUGUUCUCUUUGAUCACCUCCAGCAAAGAUGAGGCAGCUCGUACUCUGUCUCAGAUCAAGAUUCUGAUCCGUCCGAUGUACUCUAACCCGCCAAUCCAUGGAGCGAGAGUGGUUGCUGAGAUACUGGGAGACCCAGCUCUACGACAGCAGUGGUUAGGUGAGGUCAAGGGUAUGGCUGACAGAAUCAUUUCUGUGCGAACGUCUCUCAAGGACAACCUGAAAAAGGAAGGAUCGACGAAGGAUUGGUCCCACAUCACUGAUCAGAUCGGCAUGUUCUGUUAUACAGGGCUGCAACCUGCUCAGGUUGAGCGGCUUACCAAGGAUUUCAGCAUUUACUUGACCAAGGAUGGUAGAAUUUCAAUGGCUGGAGUAACCUCUAAGAACGUAGAAUACCUUGCACACAGCAUCCACCAGGUCACCAAGUAGGCCUAAACAACUGCGCCAGUGCCUUCCAAACUACUCUGCUUAUUGUAUUACUAACUACAAACGUGAAUUAUAUAACUAGGUGUAUAACUGUAAGUCAAUGUGUUAAACAUAAACUUAUCUUUACCAAUUGCAAAAGCUUUGUACCGGGAAAAUAAUUAAUUUACUUUAAAAUUCACGUUUUUGUACAUUCAGCAUUUACAAAGUCUUCUCUUGGAUUUUAGUCAUCUCGAUACUGAAUAGUUAGUACCAUUUACAAUGAUUGGUAAAGCAUACAAAAUGUGCGCUCUUUCAUUUAUUAGCUUGGAUGAAGAUAACCUCUAAGAAAUUAUUAGACAAACUAGAUAUGAUUAUUUAGCACAUUCAGGAAUAAAUAAACACUUCAUUCACUUCUACCAUUGACUAUUGGAUACUGAAGUUUUUAUUAAUAGUCAAAGCUUCUACUGUUACUUAAAACUUUGUUCAAAUAAAUCUAGCAUUUAAUUUUGCCUGAACUCUGACAUUUUGUUAGUUGCAUCAAUCAUUACUUUGUAAAAAAAAAAUAACUGAAGCGUAUUACUUGACAACAAAUUGAAAUAUCCUGAUAAGAGUAACAGAUAUUAUCCUUCCUGAAAUUAUAGUAACUGCCAUCCAAUUCACCUAUGACAGCUCAAUGCAUAAAUUAAUUGAUGUUAUAUUUUUACACAUAUUAUUGGAUAUUCACUGCUUAGAAAUAUGUACAUAUUAAUUAAUUGUUAGUUUUGCUUUGCAACUUUUUGUUGAUAGUCGGCUUAUAGAUAGAAAUUUUAUUUAAUCCAUUAAGGAUAUAUAUUAAUGCAGUUUGAGUUCUGAUCAAGUAGGCGUUAUUCCCCAAGCUAUUUUAUACAGAUUUUUUUACUAUCAUUAGAAAGUACCAGUAGGCCCUAUACAUAUAUAUUUAUUUUAACUUUGUCAAAUAUACCAUUUGCUACCUCAGUUUAGAAUGAAUUGAGUGAAAGAGGUACAACAAUAUAAUGAAACUAUAACGUAUGUAUUGUUAUUCUUAUUAUUAUUUUUAAAUUGUGAAAUGUAUAUUUAUUGUUUAUCGUUGCAUUUAUAAUAUUGUUUAUACACUUAUUAUUUACAUCGUAACAAAUAUGUAUUCAGGAUCUAAAUCUUUAAAAGCAUUGUUUAUCAUAGAUAUUACGAAUGUAUAAGAUGUACACAAUGUUUAUCUCCUUAGGCCUUGUAUAAUACACAAUGUGAUCUAAAGUUAGCUUUAAAAGCACCCAAAUUGUAUUUUAGCCUUAAAGGGAUACAUAAAGUUAUAUUAUUAAAA
Messenger RNA from Macrosteles quadrilineatus (aster leafhopper), 2694 nucleotides. It is a transcript of the gene Got2, whose product is annotated as aspartate aminotransferase, mitochondrial. Gene Ontology annotation, cellular component: mitochondrion. NCBI's taxonomy places the organism in Eukaryota, Metazoa, Arthropoda, Insecta, Hemiptera, Cicadellidae. Gene Ontology annotation, molecular function: L-aspartate:2-oxoglutarate transaminase activity; pyridoxal phosphate binding. Gene Ontology annotation, biological process: biosynthetic process; L-aspartate catabolic process. The transcript has 9 exons. The record is from RefSeq and is a predicted model, not a curated record. Bases 96 to 1400 code for a protein of 434 amino acids.